AUGCAUGGGGAGAAGAACUUUUGUGACAAUAUAUUAUGGACAAUACUUGGAGUUGUAGGAAAAUCUAAGGACAAUCCUAGUGCCAGGCGUGAUCUAGAAUUUCUACAUAUUAGAAAGUCGUUGCAUUUGCAGUCAAGAGGGUCCAAGAAAGCAUAUAUGCCACCACCACAAUUUACAAUGAGCAAAGAAGAAAAGAGGAUAUUUCUCAAAGUAUUAAAGGAAGUUCGAGUGCCAGACGGUUAUGCAUCGAAUAUCUCAAGACGUGUGCGCCUAGAUGAUACAAGUAUUGGGGGACUUAAGAGUCAUGACAACCAUAUUCUAAUGCAACAACUUAUACCUAUUGCCAUUCGAAAAGCGUUGCCUAAGAAGGUGGUUGAACCCUUGAUUGAAUUGGGAAAUUGUUUUAGACAAUUUUGCUCCAAAGUUAAUCGUGCUUCAGACUUGGAAUAUCUUGAAGAUCGUUUUGUAGUGACGCUGUGCCAUCUUGAGAAAAUAUUUCCACCAUCCUUUUUUGAUAUAAUGGAACACUUGGCUGUACAUUUAGCUGAAGAAGCAUUAAUUGCUGGACCGGUUCAAUUUCGAUGGAUGUAUCCAAUCGAGAGAUUCCUUCUUAUGCUGAAACAAUAUGGGCGGAAUAAAGCUUAUCCGGAGGCUUCAAUAGUUAAAGGUUACUUGAUGGAAGAUUGUAUGAAUUUUUGUGCGCAGUAUUUGAAUGACGUGGAAACAAAAUUGAAUCGUCCAGCGAGGAACUAUGAUGGCGGUGACAGUAUGGGUCGGGGUGUGGGGGAAAACACGAUAUUUCACCUUGAUGAUAGAGAAUGGAUACAAGCUCAUCGAUAUAUUUUGUUCAACACCAAUUCAGUUGCACCUUUCAUUACGAAGCACCUUGAAUUUCUCAAAAAUAAGAUGCCUCGAGCUGAUGAUCAUCAAAUUCAGCAGGAGCAUUUUGAAACAUUUCAUGCUUGGUUCAAGGACCAUGUCCAACUUUUGUUGAGAACAAGCAUCGUCACAUUUUCUGAAGAAAUCCAUAAGUUGGCUAUUGAUCCUCAUACCAUCGCAAGGAGAUUUAGUGGCUAUGCUAUUAAUGGGUUUCGUUUUCGUGUGAAAUCUAUUGAUGACAAUCGUUCGACUCAAAAUAGUGGUGUAGCUUUGAAAGCAAAUACAUUGAGUUAUGCGAGUAGGAAAGACAAAAAUCCUCGGGUAGGACCAGUAUACUACUAUGGAUGCCUCACUGAUAUUGUGGAAAUUCGAUACACUAAUGAUACAAAAUACGUGAUGUUCAAGUGUGACUGGAUUGAUAAUAUUCAUGGGAAGAAAGAAGAUGCCUUCAAAUUUACAUUGGUCAAUUUCAACCAUUUGUUGUACCGAGAGGAUCAAGCUACCAAUGAACCUUACAUCUUGGCAUCCCAAGCAGAACAGGUUUGGUAUGUUCCAGAUCCGAUCGAACCUGAUUGGCAAGUCGUUAUAAAGAUGUCGCAGAGAGGGCUGUAUGAUAUGCAUUCCAAUGAUCCCCAAGUAGAUCCCUAUUUGAGCCAGCAAUUGGAAGAGAACAUAGGGCGCCAAGAUGAAGAUCUUGGUUGGGUGAGGGAAGGAGAAGAAGGUGACAUCAUCGAUGAAGAUGUUUAG
Molecule: messenger RNA, 1626 nt
Organism: Rhododendron vialii
Lineage: Eukaryota; Viridiplantae; Streptophyta; Magnoliopsida; Ericales; Ericaceae
Exons: 3
Coding region: 1-1626 (541 amino acids)
Source: RefSeq, a predicted model, not a curated record